This is a messenger RNA of Triplophysa dalaica, 4504 nucleotides long. RefSeq names its product chromosome 13 C1orf131 homolog (gene fsaf1). Bases 395 to 1141 code for a protein of 248 amino acids. Lineage: Eukaryota; Metazoa; Chordata; Actinopteri; Cypriniformes; Nemacheilidae. The record is from RefSeq and is a predicted model, not a curated record. The transcript has 8 exons.
UGUCACAAAAAUAAGAUUGAUUGAUUUUAUUCAAGAACGAUCGCCUAAAAGGUUAAAGGAAUUAUUACCUGUUUAGGAACAUUUUGGGGUACAGAAUUACAGAGACGAAAACAUCUUGAUUUCUGAAAGCAACUCAACGGAGGACAAGUUAUUCUGGGCCUCGAGCGCCCCCAUCAGAAUUAAAUGGAUUUACAGACCAAAACAAUACAUUUCACUUCUACGCUUCUGUUUUGUCACAUGGGCGGUGAGCCACUUCCGGGACUGAGAACUCUAGAGGGUACACGAGAAGGGACAUUUCGCAUUUGGUUUACACACGUGAAACCUAUGCGUGAAACCCGAAAACAUAAAUACGACUAACAGUUUGGUCCAUAAACGAUUUUUUAAUACUUAAGAAAUGAGCGUUCCAGGAGAUGAUCGCGCGACAGAGCCGGAUGACGAUCAUUAUUUCCUCGAUCAAGUGCUGAACAAGUUGUAUGAUUUUGGUGAUGGUGCUGGAAAAAGGAAAUCAAAGAGGAAAAGCAGCUCUGCUACAGAAGACCAUCAUGAGAACGAUACACAGGACAACCCACGGACCAGCCAUAACACUUACUUAGAGCUGCACGUGAAAAACGCCUCAAACUCCACAGUAUGUGAAAACACAGCAUCUGAAACUCAGCGAUCCACCGUGGAGGUUGUUACAUUCAUUGAUCCCAGGAAGAAGCACAAAGGACCAAAGAUUGUUGAACCGGUGCAGAAGGUGUCUGAUGUCAAAGAAAGUGAGAAAACAGACUUGGAAAGUAAACUUGCAAUAGAAAAGGCGCGACUUGAAGUUCACCAGUUUGGACUCUCAGGGUAUAAGAAAGGGCAGCAGAGGGUUUUCGAGCAGGACAGAGCCAUCAUGCUGGGAGCCAGACCCCCCAAAAAGCAGCAUGUUAACUACAAAGUGUAUCAACAAAUGAUAAAAGAAAAGAAGUUGAAAGAAAAGGAGGAAGCAAAGUCUGAGUUUCAGAAGCAAAAGGGGAAAGGAGGAAGAAGAGGUCCUGAAAGAAGUAAAUCAUCCUCUGGAGGGCAGCUUGGAGGGCAAGUUGGACGCUUUAAAAAUGGAGUGCUGGCCUUGAGCUCCAACGACAUUGAGAAAGUAAAUUUUAAAAGGAAAAAGUAACACUGGAUGAGUGACUGGUUCAAUUUUCAUAAAAAUAAUCCAAGACGCACUCUGAAGACAAGAAAUUAUUGAGAAUCAUGUUUUGAAAAGACUUUCCAUCAUCAUACCUAGAAUACAUUUACAGUGCUCUUAUUGUAUUGUUUGGACUUACAGUUGCAAUUAAUUUAUAAUGUUAGCUUGAUCUUUUUAAACAAAACCACAGAGGAGACCUUAUUGAUCUGUUAUUACAGUUUUAUUGUUUAUUAAAAGGGAAAAGACACAGUUUUUCUUCAAUACUAUGUACAAGAUGUACAAAAGAUCACAGCAGUAAAUAAGUCAAUGUCACAAUAUUUCUACGUGUGUGUGUUAGGGAUUAAAGGAAGGAUGUGAAAAACAGCUUGUUUUUGCUUUAAGCUCUUUAAGGAACAAAAGUACUAAUUCUUCAUUUACUCACCCACAAGUUUUUGCAAAUCUGUAAACAUUUCUUUGUCGUGAUGAACACAAAAUAUAUUUGAAGAAUGUGCAAAGCAAACUGUUCUGGGGCACCAUUGACUACCAUUGUAUUUUUCCUAAUGUGGUAGUUAAUGGAGUCCAAGAACUGUUUGGUCAAGCAUUCUUUCAGUUAUCUUUCUCUGUUUUCAUCAGCACAUUGAAGAUUUGAAACAAAGAGAGGGUAAAUGACGAUAGAUUAUUUUUAUGUGGAUUUGAUCAGCACAUUCUGCUGAUAAUUUUGCUUCAAUUACAAGCACUUUAAUGUCCCCGUUUGUUUUGUUUUGCCCUCAUACAUAUCAUAAUUCCCAAGCAGCGUCUCCAUUUGGCAAAAUGUCUAUAUCGGUUGGGAAAUGUAUCGGUCUGUAUCCAAGUUUACAAAGCAAACUGCUGCUCAGAUGUUUCAUACGGUCAAUUCUGUUUCCGUCUAAUUCAACUAUUUGAAGAGAGACAUAUUUCCUUAUCUUAACAAUUCCAUAUUAGUAUUAAAAUGCUUUAAAAAUCAGUUUUAUACUGACCAGAGAUUUUAUUAGCUACAUAAACAUACAUUUUAAAAUAUACUGUAUUACAAACAAAUCCAAUAUGACAUAAGACAACGCUGUAUAAUGUUUUGACGAGCAUCAUCCAUAUCAUUAGUAUUGGAUUUAAAGGAAUGUUUAAAACAAGUUAAUCUCUAUUAACACCAUCUGUAAUAUGCUAUAAAUUAUCACAAAAAUUACAAUAGAAUACGGAAAAAUUAAAAUAUUGAAAUAGAAAUCUGUUGAUGAAGAUUAACUUGAAUUGAACGUAAACAUUCCUUAAAAAAAAACAGAUUUCUUAAUCUGUCUCCAUUUAUUACAAACCUUCUGAUAGUUCUUGUCAGUCAACACAAAGGGAUCAAAGCUAUUUACAUGAAACAAACUCUUGAUAGAAUUGCAUUACAGUUAUCAACAACAUCCCAUGCUUUACAUUAGUGGGUCAUCAUCUGUAAUAUUAAUAUCUGGACAAAUAAUACAUACAAAUAAAUAUACUUCUCUCAGGUCUCCCUGAUACAUCGUGUAAUGGAGGUAUAAACUUAAAAUACUCUAUCUGUUAUUGCAUGGUCCUCAAGUGGCUCUUUAUGGUAAAUGUUAAAUGCGUUUUGAUGGAUGUAGGUUCUAUCUAGCUUAAGUUCAUCUACACAACUGACACUAGAUGGCAGACUAACUUUCUGGAUCAAAAUCAAUGAAAUGAAUGUGUAACUCAAGGGCUCUUCAUCGCUUUCACAGUAUUUACAGCUGUACAACAUGCAAACACAACCCUCAUGAUAUGACUGCAUUCUGAAAUCAUAUGUUCAAAAAAGAUGAAAAUUCUCAUAUUGAAUGGUGAGAUAAAGUGUUAUUAUUAUAGUUUUAUUGUAAUAAUAUUUUAAUUUGCGUAAAUAUUUGUUAUAGUUUUGUUAUGUGCUUUGUCAUUUUAUAAUUUGUUUUUAUGAAGCUAUAUUAGUUGAAUUCAUUUUUAUUUCAGUUAAUCAUUUUUGUGUUCAUUUUCGUUUAGCCUAAGUUGUUCAAAUAAUAUUUAGGCAGAUGUUUUAUUUGAUUUCAGUUAACAAAAAUGCGUUAUUAGUUUUUGCAAACUAUAUUAACGUUAUGUAGCUUAAGUCCCAUUAAACGCUGACUUGCUGGUUAAAAAUGUUAGAGCGAUGUUUAGUUGAGCCACACUGUUUUAUGGAGGGAUGAACCGAAGAAUGGCUUAGUUAGUUAGGAGAAACUAUUUUAUCAUUAAAAAAUCAGCUUUAGAUUUAUUAAGUUUAAGGGCACACAUCUAUCACAGUGUAAAGAGAUUUCAUUGGUAGAUUCUGGUUUAAUAUUCACAACAGACGUGUGAUUUCAUGCGGCACUAAGAAGACCAAUCGACAUGACAGUAUUGCGAGAGCUUCCCCAAAGCUAUGGAGUCGAACCGAAGUCUGGCACGUAUAAAGCACCAAGACCUAAUGUACUACAAAUCUGGCUCUGCCUUUGAAAGCGACAUAUGCGUUUGGGGUAAUGUGAUGUCACAGGUGGCGCUUUUGACCAAUGUUCAAUUACUGUCGUGUCAUUGGUUACUUUUGUAAUUUAACAACAUAUUUGUUUCUUUUUAGUGGUAUCACCUAAACCAGUGGUUCUCAAACUGUGGUACACCGACCCCUUAUGGUACUUGAAGGACCCCUAGUGCUACGUGACCCGACAGAAAAUAAAGAAUUCUAUAUAUUACCGUAAUUUACAUUUUGUGUUUUAAAUUAAAAAAAUAUGUUUAAUACAUGAUAGAUAAAUGCAAGUCCCCACAAAGUUAAUAAAUCCCUCAUAAGAGUAAUUUACAGAGCCCUGUUUACAGUGCUCUACAGAAAAGUGUUUUGUCUCAACUAUUACUGCUGACUAACUUGAAAAACAUGGAAAAAAACAUGUUCUUUAGUUUGAAAACAGCUGGUAAAUACAAAACUGUUUGUAUUAUUUAUAAUACUUUAGAAUUGGAGGGCUUGGUGUAAAGAUAAAAAUUCACAGCUCGACUAUUAAUUUGAGUGUUUAUUCGUAUGAUUUUCUACAGCAGUCAUAAGGUGCUACUUGAUCUGGAAAGUUUGAGAACCACUGCGCUAAAGCAAUCGAUACCAUUACUAUUGCCAGUACAUUCAUAAUACCAUAAUUUGAGAUGUGAACACACUCGUAACCACCUCGUAUCAAACUUGCAUAACUAUUACAAAAUAAGCAAUGACCAGUAAAAAUGUUAAACUUAUCAAGGUGUCAAAAUGAAGCUGGACAAUAAAGACUUACGACCCAAGCCAUAUCUUAACACCAGACACUUGGGAUGGGGCUGUUUUGACAAACACUGUAAAAACUGUAAUUUUACAUCAUUUUAAGGUUGUUGUAUUUACAGAUUUUUCACAUAUAAUGUAAAAACUUG